This is a messenger RNA of Naegleria lovaniensis, 4179 nucleotides long. RefSeq lists its product as uncharacterized. The transcript is spliced from 2 exons. The record is from RefSeq and is a predicted model, not a curated record. Gene Ontology annotation, molecular function: guanyl-nucleotide exchange factor activity; metal ion binding; protein binding. Bases 1 to 4179 code for a protein of 1392 amino acids. Gene Ontology annotation, biological process: intracellular signal transduction. NCBI's taxonomy places the organism in Eukaryota, Heterolobosea, Eutetramitea, Acrasida, Naegleriidae.
AUGUCAAAUCUCAGGGAGAAAAUCGCUGCCUUUGAGAGCCGCAGUCUAAUUUCGACUCAGCCUCCACCUCUUCAUCACAAAGACAAGGAUCAACAGCAGCUUCAUUCACCUCAACAGCCACCACAAACGAAUAGUAGUAGCAGUAGCAGUGGUGUCGGUGGUGGUGGUGGUGGAUUGAAUGUUCCUCCUUCCGUAGGCCACAGCACUCCUUCUACCCCAACUGUUGUUGCAACGAACAUUAGUCACCAAACUACAUCAUCGGCUAAAACUCCAACUUCAUCUCAUCAUUCAAACGGAAAACAACUUCCACCAACACCAACCGAUAGGAGCUCUCUCAAUAUUGGACUCACAAGAAACACAAAUAAUAAUCCUCCAACGAACACUACUCCCCGAUCAGCAACGAUCAUGACUCCACAACAACAUCAUAAUCUUCCAUCAAUAGAGUCAUCACCUCCACAGAAUGGAAAAUCUGAGCAAAACGAUCAAUAUGAUUCUACAUCCUCUACCGAAGAUGAAGAUAUCACAAAUGGAGCUAUGAAUGGAGGAAGUGGUGAAGAAGAAGAAUCCAUUGAUAAUAAUCAACAACAACAACAACAACAACAAAACACAACAACACCAUCACAACAAAGAGUACAAUCUACUGACCUUCAUCAAUUACCAAAAAACAAACCUGCUGUUCCAAAUAGAUUUAGAAACAACGGAGGAGGUACUAUUGCAAGCACUGGCUCUAGCUCAGCUCAAUUUAGACCUAAACCAAAUCCAAAAUUACCUCCAAAUCUUCCUCAACCAAGACGUGCUCAAGCAUCUGUUGACUUUGGAAGCAAUCCUCGUGUUAACAUUAUUGGAACGACAGGAUCACCUCUUUCUGAUAGUUCCAGCAAUAAUCUUUCUGGUAAUAAUUUGUCAAGCGGUAACCUUGUAACAAAUUUAGAUCCCAACUCAUCCAUUUCGUACUCUGACUCUGCAUCAGCAUCAAGAAUCUCAAUGAGAGCAGGAACCAGCGGAAUGGUUUACGCAUCUGGAUUGUCUGCACUACCUGGUGACAAGGGACCACAAGGCAAGUUUAUUCCUUAUAUUCCAGCAGAAGUUGAGGCUGUUAUGAGCGUAACUACUGGUACGGCUGGUGUACACGCUCACACAGUCAGCAGAACAAGCAUGAGUAUCAGCUCUCUUGAUUUAGAUUCCGAAACUCAGCAAUUUGUUGGUAUUUACAAACAUCCUACCAAACAGCAAAUGGAUGCAGCGAUAGUUUUACAAAAAUAUAUCCGAAGAUGGGAGGCUCGUAAAACGUAUAAAAAGAUUCAAAAAGCCAGAGUGAAUCGAGAAAAUUGUGCCAAAGAAAUUCUUUCUACAGAGAAGAGUUAUGUGGAAUCUCUCAACAUUCUUCAAGAAGUGUACUUAAAACCAUUCAAAGCAAUGGCUGCCAAAGAAAAACCUAUUAUCACCAAAGAAGAGGUUCAAGCUAUUUUUUCUGACAUUGAUGUUAUUUUGAAUGUCAACACAACCUUUUUGAACGACUUGGAGGAGAGACUUAAAACAUAUGAACACAACGUUCAGAUUAGUGACAUUUUCCUUACCAUUGCUCCAUUCUUUAAAACAUACUCUCGAUAUUGUAACAACUUUGAUAAGGCAAACGAAGUAUUGAAAGAAUGCAAAAAACGAGAAGAUUUCAAAGAAGUGGUGGUAAAGAUGGACAAGGACAGUAGAACAUCCAAAUUGGGUCUUCAAAGUUAUCUUAUCUUGCCUAUCCAACGUAUUCCAAGAUAUAGACUUCUUUUACAAGAUUUGAUCAAACACUCUGGACCUGAUCAUCCUGACCACAAAGGAUUAAAAAAUGCUCUUGAUAAGAUUUGUGAAGUUGCUGAUCACCUUAACAACACAAUGAAAAUCAUUGAAGCUACAAAUGACAUUAUUAAGAUUCAAUCACAAUUCUAUGGUGACAUUAACCUUGUAGAACCUCACAGAAGAUUUUUGAAGGAAGGACCACUGCAAGAAAUUAUUUCCUCUGAUUUCACAAAAACAAGAGAAACCUAUAUUCAUUUAUUUAAUGAUAUAGUACUAUUCUCUCAAAAAGGAGGAAAAUUUACACUCAAAGUUCAAUUUCCCCUCAAUGACUUGGUUAUAUUUAAUUAUGUUAACCAAGACGAUCAGAUUGAUGAUUUAAUCUUCAAAGUCCAAUCUCCAAGCAAAGCAAUCAUUUUGAAAGCAGCCUCCAAAUCUGAAAAAGACAACUGGGCUAUUACCUUACACAAUCUUAUCAAGGAAUGUAAAAAUUCAAAGCGAAACAAGACACUUAACGUGGACGAACACACCAUUGCUGACGACUCUUCAACAACGUUUGCUCUUGCCAUGAGCGAUAAUGAUGAAAUUUCAAUUCCUCCUGAGGAAUGUGUUCGACGAAUGAAAGAAGGAUCUACAAUGCUCAAAUAUUGUAGAAAUGCCAAACCUCACUUUAGAAGAUUCGUCCUCAGUAGUGACGGAACAGAAUUAAUGUGGGGAUCUCCAAACAAACAAUCUCACGAGUCUAUUGUUUCAUUAACAGAUGUGAAGAAGAUUUGUUAUGGACAAAACACGGCUAUUUUCCAAAAGUAUAAGAAUCCUGAUCUUGAAGGUCUUUCAUUCUCACUUCUCUACAGAGAUAGAACUUUAGAUAUCGUAUGCAAAGAUAAACAAGAAUAUCAUAUCUGGGUUCAGGGUGUAACUUACUUACUCUCACACAUGGAAGACAUUCUGAACAAGAAACGAGUUGCUCCACCCACUACUUCUAACGAACCAAAAUUUGCACCACCUGCCCUUGUACAUGACAUGGAAAAUGAAAAACAAAAAUUCAAAGAACAAUUCGAACGAAUUGGAGAUGGCUAUACAUGGGGUCAAGGAGCUUGUGGUGGUCUUGGUCAUGGAAAUCAAGAAGAUAAGAAAGAACCUCUUGUUAUGAAAGACUUUUUGUAUUUGGAUGUAUCUUUGGUUGCAUGUGAAAACUCUGCAGGAGCUGGUGUCAUGUUUACUGGUGAGUUAUUCACGUGGGGAAAAGGUGAGAAAGGAAGAUUGGGUCAUGGUGAUACCAACGAUAGAAUUAAGCCCACCUAUGUUAAAGCAUUACAAGGAAGGAACAUCAAAUAUGUCAGCAUGGGUAAUUUACAUACAUUAUGCCUUGAUGAUACUGGCACCGUGUUUGCUUUUGGUGACUACCAAUAUGGCCAAUGUGGUCUUGAAAAAGUGGACGGUUUUACUUCAACACCAACACCUCUACCUAUUUGUACCAAUGGCUUCAAAGUUACUACGAUAGCUUGCGGUCAUUGGCAUUCAGCCAUUGUUUCCAACGAUGGACAAUUAUUAACUUUUGGAAGAGGAGAAGAUGGUCAACUUGGAUUUGGAGAUAAAAGUAAUAGAGCAACUCCAACUAGAGUUAAAGGAGUUUUGGAUGACUAUAAGAUUGUAGAUGUUGCUUGUGGUCUCUGGCACACCAUGGCCCUUACUGAAGAGGGAUAUCUUUUCACUUGGGGAAACAAUACCUAUGGACAAUGUGGUCACAAUAAUACUGACGAGUAUUUAUUACCAGCAUUUGUUGAGACCUUUAGAAACAUGCCUGUAAAACAAAUUGCUGCUGGUAGUGCUCACAGUGGUUGUAUAACAGAAGGAGAUGGAGCUGUAUAUAUGUGGGGUAAUGGUAUUUAUGGACAAAUUGGAAAUAAUUCAAAUACUCAUGCUUUGAGCCCUAUGAGAGUCAAGUUUGGCAAACUUAAGGCCAAGCAACUUGUUUGUGGUGUGAACCAUGCAAUGACUUUGAUGGAGGAUGGAUCAGUGUAUGCUUGGGGUGCUGGUACCUAUGGUAGACUUGGAAUCAACAGUGAAGGUGAUCAACGAGUUCCUGUUAGAAUCACAUUUUUCGACGAUAAGAGUGUUCGUACACUUGGUGCAGGAGGUUCUCAAAGUGCAGCUGUUUGUGCUCACCAAUGGGUUCCAGAUAAAGAUGCUACAAAUUGCAUGAAUGAAAGUUGCAAAGCCAAAUUCACCUUCCUUAAAAGAAGACACCACUGCAGAUACUGUGGAGGCAUUUUCUGUGGAAAUUGUACUACAAAGAGAAUCACACUACUUCGUUUUGGUUUUGAUGAACCAGUCAGAGUUUGUGACAAUUGUUAUCAAAUUUUAACAAACGCUGCUCAAACCUAUAAGAGAUAA